AUCAUCUAACGAUAUCUAAAGUCUAUAUGGAAUAACUUGGUUUGAUAUUGUAUUAGUUAUUUGAUAUUAAAUAUUUGAUAAUUAAUAUUAAUUUCACAAUAUGAUAAUAUAUGUAAUAUACGUAAUUUGAUAUUAAUGAAAUAAACUGAAUAAUUAUUAAGCUUUUGAAUAAUUAAAGAAAUUAUACUAGAUGUCUCUUUUGUAAUGUAUCUCGAAGCACGUGGAUACAAUCAACAUAACCUGCGUAGAUUUGUGUAAAGGAUUGUAUGACAGUUUGAAAACAGAUAUACGUGUAUUAGAUGUAUUUUAAUUAAACAAAAAAUAAAAUGAGAUAGUUUUAUUAAAUUUCGUAAUAAAAGAAUAGAAUUAAAGAUGGGCAGAAAACGGUUUAAUUGGAAAGCGAGAAAUAACGCAGAAGUUGAAAUUGACAAUUCUGAUACUAAGAAGAUUACUUUGGACAUUAAACACUAUGAAGAUAAUUAUGACAAUUGUAACCCAUUAGUUCUUCCCAAUGAAAAAAGGAAAACAAAAAAUAAAGUUAAGAAAGUCACUGUCACUAAACUAUUGUCCAAAAAACGUAGAAAACAGUUGGAAAAAGUUGUAGAGAAGAAAAAGAAAAAAUUACAAAGAGCUACACUGUUAGAAGAAUUAGCAAAAGUUCAAACAACACAAGAAGAGUUAAAGCAAUACGUGUCUUUAACAUCUCUGCAAACUAAAGGAUUAAAACGCUAUUUUAGGGAAGCAGAGUUACCUAUUAAAGAAUACAAUGAUAAUGGAAACAAUGACUAUGAAAAUGAUGACAAAGAGGAGUCAGUAAAUGCUAUCAAAGGUGCAAAGAAAAAGAGGUUGUCUAUUUUAAAGGAUGAGAGAAAAGUGAAAGCUGUGUCUGAUCCAAAUGUUGUUGGAUUUGAUGAAUCUAGUGAUUCAGAGACCAGCGAUAUAGAGGAUGAAUCUGAAAAAGAGGAACAUACUUCGGAAGUGACUCCUGAUGACAGCAAAGUUGUAGAAGAUAAUACAAAAGAAAAUUUUUCAGAGAAAAAGGAUGAGCCUACAACUAAUAUUAAUACAACAGAGGCUGGCCUUAAAGAAGAAGAUAAAGAAAAAGGAAAAGGAAAAGAACAAAAAGAAAAAGAAAAAGAAAAAGGAAAAGAAAAAGGAAAACUGGAAAUUCCUCCAAAUAAGGAUGUAAGUGUACAAAAGCCAGCAGAAAAGAAAUUUGUAAUAUUACAGAGAAAGCCAGAGAUUCAAGCAGCUAGAUUAAAAUUACCAGUAGUAGCAGAGGAACAAGCUAUUAUGGAAGCUAUUAAUGAGAAUCCAGUUGUAAUAAUCACUGGUGAAACAGGAAGUGGUAAGACUACUCAGGUACCACAAUUUCUUUAUGAAGCUGGUUAUGCUCGAGAAAAGUUAAUUGGAGUCACUGAGCCUAGGAGAGUUGCUGCUAUGUCUAUGAGCAAACGUGUGUCUGAGGAAAUGAAUCUCACAGAAAAGGAGGUUUCAUACUUGAUUCGUUUUGAGGGAAAUGCUACACCAGACACAAAAAUUAAGUUCAUGACUGAUGGUGUUUUAUUAAAGGAAAUACAAACUGAUUUUCUGUUAACGAAAUACUCGGUGAUCAUCUUAGACGAGGCACACGAACGAAGUGUAUAUACUGAUAUAUUAAUAGGUUUGCUAUCACGAAUAGUACCGCUACGUAAUAAAAGGAACAAUCCUCUGAAACUGAUAAUAAUGUCAGCCACAUUGCGGGUAGAAGAAUUUGUAGAGAAUAAGAAACUGUUUAAAAUAAAACCACCAGUACUAACAGUGGAAUCCAGACAGUUUCCGGUUACAAUACAUUUUAAUCGGAGAACGAGUGUUAAUUACGUUGCUGAUGCUUUGCGAAAAGCAGUAAAGAUACAUACCCGUUUACCAGAUGGUGGUAUCUUAAUAUUUUUAACAGGACAACAGGAAGUUAAUUUUAUAACAAGAAAGUUACGUAAAGCCUUUCCUAUAAAGAAUAAAAAAAAUCUUCAGAAAAAUUCGAAGAGUGUACAGGACACAGAGGAGUCUAAUGAGAGGAAAGAAAAUGCACAGAGCAAUAGUGACAAUGAUGACUCUGAAGAUGAAUUUUAUUCAAAGAAAACUCUACGUUCCAAUAAAUUGAGACAGAAAAAACAAAUUCAAUUACCAAAUAUUAAUUUGGAUGAUUAUGCUGUGAUUCCUACCGAUGACACGCAUGAAGAUUUAAUCGGAGGUGAGGAAGAUGAAGAUUUAAAUUUAGAUGAGGAUGAGGAUGAGGAUUUUGAUGUCAUCGAUUUGAAUGCUUGUUCAAAUGCACAACCACUGUGGGUCCUGCCUCUCUAUUCUCUACUGCCAAGCCAUAAGCAAGCUAAGGUGUUCGAAGCACCCCCCGAAGGCUGCCGUUUAUGCGUAGUAGCCACAAACGUAGCUGAGACAUCUCUCACAAUACCCAAUAUUAAAUAUGUUAUAGAUUGUGGACGAUGUAAAACAAGAAUGUAUGAUAAAGUAACAGGUGUGAGUACGUACAGAAUCUGUUACACUAGCAAAGCAUCGGCAAACCAGCGUGCAGGGAGAGCUGGUAGAACUGGUCCUGGCCAUUGCUACAGGUUAUAUUCUUCAGCAAUAUUCAACGAUCAAUUUGAGCAAUUCAGUCAAUCAGAAAUCCAACGGAAACCAGUGGACGAUCUGCUACUGCAAAUGAAAGUGAUGAAUAUCGAUAAAGUUGUCAAUUUUCCAUUUCCAACUCCGCCAGACACGGCACAAUUACAAACAGCUGAGAAACAACUAUUAAUUCUUGGCGCAUUGUGCCAACCCUUGCCCGGAAAGGAAGGUUCAUACAGUGCCAAAGUUACUCCUCUUGGUCAUAGUAUCGCCGCGUUUCCGGUUGCUCCCCGUUAUGGAAAGAUGUUGGCCCUGUCCCAUCAACACAGUCUCUUGCAAUACACUGUAUGCAUGGUUGCUGCGUUAUCUGUUCAAGAAGUGUUGGUGGAGGCGUUUGGUUCAGACAGAACCACCAAAAGCAAGUGGCUACAAAUGAGGCGUCAUUGGGCUGGAGCAGGGAAUAGUUUACUCCUUGGCGAUCCAAUGGUCUUGAUAAGAGCUGUAGGAGCAGCAGAGUAUGCUGGGACUAAAGGCAAGCUUCUCCCAUUCUGCGAAGAGCAUGGUUUAAGGCAUAAAGCAAUCGUAGAGAUUAGAAAGCUUCGACAGCAGCUCACAAAUGAAAUUAACUUAAACGUACAGAAUUUAAACCUAACGAUUGACCCACAAAUGAAACCACCAACUGAUAUCGAAGCCAAAUUACUGAGACAAUUAGUACUCGCUGGUAUGGUCAAUCAAGUCGCGAGGAAAGUAAUGCCAGACGAAGUGAACGAAGACCAAGACAAAAAUAAAUGGAAGCAUGCUUACAAAACCUUGGAAAUGGAGGAUCCUGUGUUCAUGCUGUCGUCGUGUGUUCUCCGUAAGACUAGCCCUGAAUGGGUGGUUUACCAAGAAAUAUAUGAGACGAAUAAAAUGUAUAUGCGAGGUAUCACAGCUAUAGAACCAGAAUGGUUACCUAAGUUUGCUCCCACCCUCUGUCAACUUGGGGAACCCUUGACUGAUCCACCACCAAGGUACGAUGCAGAGACUGGGAAAAUCGUGUGCAGCAUAACAGGAACGGUGGGAAAAGGCGGUUGGAAACUACCAGUGAUGACCAUGGAACAUCCCUUGUCCAUAGAAGGGGUGAAACAUUUUGCAUGCUUCUUUUUGGAAGGGAAAGUGUGCCCCAAAUUGGAACGAUUCGUUCCUUCGCUACUUUCAACGCCACAAAGUAUCAACAAGGCAUGGGCAAAAUUAGUGCCAAGAACGCAGGAAAUAUCCCAACUUUUACUGUCCCAUGCAAUCAUGUCGAAAGAAAAGUUAUUAGAGAUUUGGGAAACAGAUAGAUAUUUUCUCCUGUCGGCCUAUCGGAAAUGGCUACCGGAAUCGGCUCAUGGAGAAGUUGCGGCCAUUUGGCCACCUGUAUGAUAACUUGUAUAUCUAAAUUAUGCUUGUCAUGUGUUAUACACGUAUGCCUGAAUUUUGUAAUAUAUGAAAAUUUAAUACGACACACGGUGUACAGUAAAGCCUUACAAAAGCGUACAAUUCAACAAUGUUUAUUCAAUGAAAACCGCAACGAGUUGUAUAUUACGAAUCUGUGUGUAACGUAAUUAAAAGCUAUACGUCACUUUCGAUAAAUAUAAUGCGAAACUUUCCACUCACGUAAAUCAUAUUGAACAUGUGGCAGUUUUACAUCAUUUAAUGUCGAUGACAUUCGAUUGCCUAUAUUUAUCAUUUAAUAAAUAAUUGUCUUUUCCUAUAUUAUCAUUCUCAUUUUUUUACUAAUAGAACACUGUGGUGCAUGAAACGUGAAUGAUGGUAAAAGACAUAAUGAAAUAUUUACAAAUACUCGAAUUCUUGUAUAAAUUAAAAUUUGCGCAAGUCGGUAGUAUGUUAAAUGUUUGUUCUACACAGUAGAAGUUAUUCUUCUAUGGAGUCAAUAACGAUUUAACAAAUAUCUAAAAACCUGAAUCCGAUCACUCUGCCUUUACUGACUUCUUCUCCUUUUUCUUUAAUGGAUUCUUUUUACAAUCUCUAUAAAGAUUAUUCAAAUCAAAUGCUGCUUUUAU
This is a messenger RNA of Nomia melanderi (Alkali bee), 4643 nucleotides long. RefSeq names its product putative ATP-dependent RNA helicase kurz (gene kz). Lineage: Eukaryota; Metazoa; Arthropoda; Insecta; Hymenoptera; Halictidae. Gene Ontology annotation, biological process: maturation of SSU-rRNA from tricistronic rRNA transcript (SSU-rRNA, 5.8S rRNA, LSU-rRNA). The record is from RefSeq and is a predicted model, not a curated record. Gene Ontology annotation, molecular function: RNA binding; ATP binding; helicase activity. Gene Ontology annotation, cellular component: intracellular anatomical structure; nucleolus.